Messenger RNA from Vollenhovia emeryi, 1155 nucleotides. RefSeq lists its product as uncharacterized. NCBI's taxonomy places the organism in Eukaryota, Metazoa, Arthropoda, Insecta, Hymenoptera, Formicidae. The coding region runs from base 1 to 1155 and encodes 384 amino acids. The transcript has a single exon. Gene Ontology annotation, molecular function: nucleic acid binding. Gene Ontology annotation, biological process: DNA integration. The record is from RefSeq and is a predicted model, not a curated record.
AUGGUUUCGCCAUUAACUACUCACGAAGUAGAAAAUGCAAAAAUGUUUUGGGUCAAUCUGACACAAAAACGCUCUUUUCGUCGGGAAUUGGAGAUACUCUCCAAGGACCAAUCUAUUCCUAAGACAAGCUCACUCCUCCGAUUAUCCCCGUUUCUAGACUCAAACGGACUUCUAAGAGUUGGUGGUCGCUUGCACUUCUCCAAUCUUUCGGCUAAUGCUAAGCAUCCACUCAUUCUUCCGAAGGACUCACCCUUCACCGGUCUGAUCAUUGCAGAUGCGCAUCUUCGUACUUUGCACGGAGGCACUCAACUUACUAUUGCAUUCAUACGUAACGACUACUGGAUAGUUGGAGGAAGAGCAUCCAUACGUUCGUUCAUUCUCAAAUGCGUGCGAUGCUCGCGCUUUCGACGCAAAGGAGCACAACAGUUAAUGGGACCACUUCCAGUGGAGAACAUAACCCCAUCUCGUGCAUUUCUGCAUACCGGUGUUGAUUACGCUGGACCAUUUAUCACCAAAACCUGGAAAGGCAAAAACGCGCGCACAUAUAAAUCUUAUAUUGCUCUGUUUGUCUGUCACUCGACUUCAGCCAUUCAUUUGGAGCUUGUAACUGACUAUACUACCGAGGCAUUCAUGGCCGCUUACAAGCGUUUUACUGCCCGAAGGGGUAUCUGUGCCACCCUGAUAAGUGACUGCGGCACAAAUUUCAAGGGUGCAGACUCCGAACUGCAAAAGCUUUUCUCUUCUUCCUCAAAGGAAUUGAGCAAUUUGGCCUCACUGCUGGCCAAUGACGGAACGCAAUGGAAGUUCAACCCGCCUUCUGCUCCUCACUUCGGGGGAAAGUGGGAGGCGGGAGUUAAAUCCGUUAAGUUUCACUUGAAACGAGUCGUUGGAGACACAUUGCUCACGUACGAAGAAAUGACCACAUUUCUUGCGCAAAUUGAGGCUACCCUCAAUUCUCGACCUCUAUGCCCACUUACAGACGAUCCUGAGGAUCUCAAUGCUUUAACUUCUGGUCACUUCCUCAUGGGUCGUGCACCAUCCAUUAUACCAGAACCUUCACUUGCAAUGGUGAAGGUUUCACGGCUGUCUCAUUGGCAAUGGACACGCCAGAUGCUAGAGAGUUUCUGGGCUAGAUGGUCUACAGAGUGCUUAUAG